This is a messenger RNA of Cebus imitator (Panamanian white-faced capuchin), 1467 nucleotides long. RefSeq lists its product as uncharacterized. The record is from RefSeq and is a predicted model, not a curated record. NCBI's taxonomy places the organism in Eukaryota, Metazoa, Chordata, Mammalia, Primates, Cebidae. The coding region runs from base 194 to 616 and encodes 140 amino acids. The transcript has a single exon.
UAAUUCCACUUCCCCCGGAACCCAGAUCAUCCCCGCGAUUUCCUGUUUAUUGCAUUAAGGCGCCGGGUUUCCGGGGCUCCUGGCCCCGCUUAUUCCGCGGGGGUCGGCGGGGUCGGCCUGGGCGCCCGCUCCGCCCGCCCCGCCGCUGCGCUUUGUCCGCUGGGCACCCCGCUUCUGGGAGGGGCGGGCAGACAUGGUGGCGGCCGCCGCCCCCUCCUCGGCCCUGGCGUGCCGCGGCCUCUUCGCUGCUACCCGGCGGGCCCGUCCCGAGCGGCCGCCCCAGGGUAGCGAUGGGGUCGAGCUGAGGCAUCGGGGGUUUUUGCGGGCGACUGGAGGUUGGCGGUGGGCGGGAGAGGGAGGAAGACAGGCGCGGCCGGGCGUCGGCCUCUGGGCGCCGCGGUAUCCUUUGUCUGGGCAGCCUGACGGCCCCGCCGGGCUCUCCGGAGGGGGUAACGAGCUACUGGGGCGGUCGGUUCUGGGCGCUCUGUGCUGCGGGGUCGAGGCGCUCGGGCCGGGACGGGAGCGGCCCGCCCGGACGGAGUUAACGGGAGAGCCAGGCCUGUCCCGCGCGGGGCCGCCGCAGAGACAGCCUUGGCCGCGGGGCCUGGAGUCCUGAGAGGGAGAAGCCUGCCGUUCUGAAGGCUCGGCACUUCUGCCCCAAAGACUUCGCCGCCGAGACUGCCGGGUGCACGGCCUCAGGGAAGAAGUUGAGAAUUUUGCCAGGUCAUCUCUGCCAGGGCACAGUUCAUCAGUGUGUGGUUAGUGUGUUUCGGUGAAGCUCUCCUACUGUGUUAAAUCAGCGUGCCUAACCUCAAGGGUGCAACGUGAAAACUGAAACCAAAGGAAUGAUACAGGCCUGCUUUGUGUGUGUCUUCCUACUUUAAGCUUGUUUUCAGUACAGAUACUCUUGCUUUAAAUCUGAUUGGACUAUGGCGAGCAGACAUCUGUUCAAAGGAGGGGCAGAGACCACAGUACUUCUGAAGGGGGCUUGAUAAUGUGGAAACAUUUUAAGUUUUUUCUCCGGACUGUUUUACUCUCUCGAUUCAGGCAAGUUACCGAAGUAUAAUUUUUAUCUGGAAAAGGGUUUGAUGUAGUCUGUAAAUGUAAAGUCCUUGUAAAGUACAUUGCCCUCCCAGAAUUAAAAGAUGCCCUCUCAUAUAUUAUGCAGAAGUUAGUGGACAGACAUUCUUUAUUGCGGAUAGAUUAUCUCAUGUAAAGACCCAGCCAACUUGGUUUAAAUUUUUUUCUCACUGACGUAUAACCAUCAGCUUUGAUACUUCCAUUUUCAGGCUCAGACUUUGAAUUUAAGGAAACUAAAGAUGGCUUUUCUUUUCUCUCUCUUUUUUUUUUUUCCUUCCAAAAAAAAAAAAAAAUCCAUUGCAUGUUAACAUAGAUAUGUUGAGUGACACCUUAAAUUUUUGCAAAUCUUUUUAAUGUCUGGUUCAAUAGAAAAUUCUUAAAUCUUCA